GGCACUACCCUAUGCAAAAAUGAAGAUAUAGGUCUCCCUUACAGAGGCUUAAAAGCCACGCACCCUCCACACUUCGAUGGGUCCUUUCGGUGAUCACGUGAAUGGCAGCGCCGCUUUCCCGGAAGUUGCGCUCAAACAAGGGAAAGGCGUGAGAAGAAGCUCCACCCCCUCUUUCGCCGCCUCCAAUAAAGCACGCCAAAAGACGCCACAUCCAGGGCCGUGUGUGGAAGUAACGCGACACCACCGCGGAGGAGGAGUGCGGACGCUCCGAGGAUGAUUGAUUGCUAAGCGGACGACGCCGCCGCCGCAUUAGUCGGAAGAGAGUGCGAGGACAUACCGGGACGUCGUUUUGCGGAACCAAAAAGAGGGUGCUUCCCUACUGCAAAGUGUGCAUUCACCCUGCAGGAUGCAACACAGCAGCAGCUCACCUUGCUAGAGCGGACUGCACCAGAACCUGACUGCAUCUGUGACAUCAUUCCUCGUGGCCUCUAGAGCCAACAUGGGACACGUAGAUGCCCCCCAGGCUGGAUUUUAAAGCAGGUCUGUCCUCCAGAGAUGGAGAGGGUCGAACUGGAGCCGGAGAGGGAGGCCGAAGCACCCAUGCACAGCGUGCACGGAGCCAACCGGACCAGGCCGUCCUCCUACCGAGCCCUGCGCAGCGCCGUGUCCAGUCUGGCCCGCUUGGACGACUUCAGCUGUGAGAAGAUAGGAGCUGGGUUCUUCUCUGAGGUCUUCAAGGUUCAGCAUCGUGUGUCGGGCCAGGUGAUGGCACUGAAGAUGAACAUCCUGGCCAGUAAUCGGGCCAACAUGCUCAGGGAGGUCCAACUCAUGAACAGACUGUCACACCCCAACAUCCUCAGGUUUAUAGGAGUGUGUGUCCAUGAGGGGCAGCUUCAUGCGCUCACUGAGUACAUCAACGGUGGCAACUUGGAACAGCUGUUGGACAGCGAUGUCUUCCUCUCAUGGAGCGCACGUCUCGGCCUGGCGCUGGACAUCGCCCGCGGCCUACGCUACCUGCACGCCAAAGGCAUCUUCCACAGGGACCUCACAUCCAAGAACUGCCUGGUGCGCUGGGAGGGCGGCCUCUGCUCGGCUGUGGUGGGAGACUUCGGCUUGGCGGAGAAAAUCCCGGAUUACAGUGACGACGCAGACCAGGAGCCUCUGGCUGUGGUAGGCUCCCCCUACUGGAUGGCUCCGGAGGUGCUCCGGGGCGAAGUGUACAAUGAGAAGGUGGAUGUGUUUGCGUACGGCAUCAUCCUGUGUGAAAUAAUCGCAAGGAUACAGGCUGACCCUGACAUCCUGCCACGCACUGAGGACUUUGGUCUGGAUGUGGAGGCUUUUACGCAGAUGGUCGGAGACUGCCCCAAAGACUUCCUGGACCUGGCUAUCCUCUGCUGUAAUCUGAGCGCCAAGCAGCGUCCAUCUUUUUCUCAUAUUGUGGUGGAUCUCGAGAAGAGGCGGCAGAAAGAUGAGCCUACAUUCUCAGAGGUUUCUCUAGCAGCUGGCCCCCUAAGGAGGCGGUCCCUCGGUCUGCCGUCGGACCCCCGCCUCUCCCGCAGCAAAUCUGAUAUGCUCCACACCCCGGACGCAUCCCCAUCUGUCAGCCUGGCCCCUCCCGCCCGUGUCAACCCCUUCUCCCAGCGAGAGGACCUGAAAGGCGGCAAGAUAAAGCUGUACGAUACUCCCAGCAAGUCGGUCAUCUCCCUCACCUUCACCCUGCCACCACUGCCUGACCCCCACGGCGGCCCCCCUGAGGCCGACCCGCCCCGAAGGCACCGGCGCUGCCACUCGCUGCCGUGUAUGCCGCCCCCUCGCAUGACCACUGCCUUGAGCAUGGUCCUCCCUGAGGAGACGUCGCUGUGUGACGCUGUGAACUGUGAAGACGAGGGACUGCUUGGAGGUGAAAAGGAUGUGCGGGACGAGGGCAGAGCUCACCAGGUGGAUGAUUCUGGCCUCCCACCAUCCCUUGAACUUCUCACAGUGGACAAAGAGAAAGAGGAGGAGCCUAUGGACUGCACCAGCUCUCCAGAUACACAAGACAGCUCUUCAUCAUACUCUAAGCUCUCCUCCCCUCCCUCCCACUCCUCCACCCCCUGCCAGUCCUCCUCUCCCCCAUUUUCAAAUGGCUGGACUUCAACCAUCUCCUCCCGCCUGCCUCCCUUGCCUCAUUUGGACAACAGCAAAGUGGUUGUGAACGGACCUCUGGUUUGGAGCGGUGCCACCACCGUGACCAACAACAACAGCUACCACUCUCCGUCCAGUGAGAUGGCCGCUCUGUCGCCGUUCGGCUCUGGCAGCGUUCAGUCUCUGGAUCAGGAGGAGGUCAUCUCCUGCCCGGGCUGCUGCCUGGCGGGCCUUCGCUUCCCUUCAGUGUGUCUCAGGGCGCCGCAGAGGAGGAACACGUACAAGAACCUGAACGGGGACCACACAGCCUCCCGUGGGCUACUCUGUCCUCCCACACCGACGACCACCAGCGUGGAGCCAGCGCUCGGUUUGCCCAAAGCGCACACCUAAAUUCACCCCCCCAAAAAAACCCUACAACUUGUGGGUGUUAUGUGUUGUGGGUGUUAUAAUUUGCACAUAUUUUAAUGCAGCAAUAUAAAUGCGUGUUUCAGUUACCUGAACACGUUGUGGCCUCUGGUGUGUUAGCUUAGCUUUGGUUUGCACGGUGCCCUCUGCUGGGCUGAGGGUGUCUUGCCUGGGUGGAUGACUGAUGCUCACAAUAUGCAGCAUCCCGUCCAGCAUGUAAACAUGUUGGCUUCCUGUCACAUGACCAUUGACUGAUGCUCCGAUGAGGAAUGUUACUUACUGUUGCAAUGUUUUUUGUUUUUGAAUGUUCGGUGCUUUAAUGUCUUUAAAAUUUGUUCAGUGCACCACUGAGUUGUGUGUGUGUGUGUGUGUGUGUGCGUGCGUGCGUGCGUGUGUGUGCGUGCGUGCGUGCGUCUGAGAGACAGUGUGCCUACUGUUCCUUUGGCUAUUUUUGUUGCUGUUCAGUCUGUUGAGGCCCCCCUUUGGGUUGCCACGUAAAGCACUUCAACUGUUAUGGACUGCAAUGGACGGUCCAAGACCUGAUUAAGAAUUGUUCGUAUUGUUAUUUAAAUUGAAUAAAAAGAUAGAAUGCCGAGGUGUUUUUCACUAGUGUCGAAAAAAGGCGAAUCGGGGUGAUUCCAUAGGAGUGCAAAUUAAAUUUUCCGA
Messenger RNA from Dunckerocampus dactyliophorus (ringed pipefish), 3195 nucleotides. RefSeq names its product testis associated actin remodelling kinase 1b (gene tesk1b). Gene Ontology annotation, biological process: actin cytoskeleton organization; positive regulation of stress fiber assembly; protein phosphorylation. The coding region runs from base 556 to 2514 and encodes 652 amino acids. NCBI's taxonomy places the organism in Eukaryota, Metazoa, Chordata, Actinopteri, Syngnathiformes, Syngnathidae. Gene Ontology annotation, molecular function: protein serine/threonine kinase activity; ATP binding. Gene Ontology annotation, cellular component: cytoplasm; nucleus. The record is from RefSeq and is a predicted model, not a curated record. The transcript has 13 exons.